AGCUAUUCUACCACCAUUCGCGAUCUUUCGCCUAUCUCGGCGAAUAUCUCGCCGGGGGCAACCGCUCUUUUUGACCUGAACUUGCGCCAAAUAUGGAUUCUCUCCUCAAGACCGUCAGUGAGAGUUGGAUGCACCUUCUCUUAGGAGCGGGCGUGCUGCUUACAGCGGCCUUUUAUGGACUCUUCGUCCUACUCCACCUCAUUGCACCUAAACCCCGAGCUGUGUUGCCCUCCGAGAAAACCUACAUCACCACCACCCCUAAGAGCAAAGAAACCGUCCGAAGGCAAUUGCCAUGCUGGCAUGACCGCUGGCUGGCCGAACGCCGCCAAAGCGAGCAAUUAGAGCGAAAAGGGAGCGAUCCUGCUGCGGCCUUCGUACCUGACACCGGAGCCAUUGAGCCGGCUGAGGUGCUGGUAAGCGUUGUCUUCCCAGCUUACAACGAAGAGAAACGGAUUCUGCCUACCCUGGAGGAAGCGGUCGAAUAUCUUGAUGCAACAUAUGGCCGCGCCACCCACCUGAGGCCAGACAGCGGCGCUAAGAAGCCGUCAUCUCGCCCAGCUACGCCUCGUCGCCAUCCUCAUGCUCAGAACACGCCACGCGAGGAUCUCUCCGGCUAUGAAAUCCUCAUUGUAAACGACGGAAGCAGUGACAAGACGGUAGAUGUGGCGUUACAGUUCGCGCGCGAGCACGACUUGCACGACGUUCUGCGCAUCGUGACGCUCGAGAAGAAUCGCGGCAAGGGUGGGGGAGUAACGCAUGGACUACGCCACGUACGGGGCGCAUACGCCCUGUUUGCCGACGCGGAUGGAGCUUCUAGGUUCAGUGAUCUGGGCAAGCUGGUGGAGGGUUGCGAGGAGGUAGUAGACGGGGCGUACCGAGGCCUUGCCAUAGGUAGCCGUGGCCACCUCGUGGGCAGCGAAGCGGUGGUGAAGCGAUCGGCGCUCCGGAACUUCCUGAUGCGCUCAUUCCAUCUCGUCCUCACAAUCUUGACGCCGCCGGCGACAAGUCGCAUUCGCGACACGCAGUGCGGAUUCAAGCUGUUCUCUCGCGCCGCCCUCCCCCACAUCGUUCCUUACAUGCACGCCGAAGGGUGGAUCUUCGACAUCGAGAUGCUCAUGUUGGCCGAGUCGGCGCCCGCCGUGCCGGUGCUCGGGUCAGACGGCGCUGUUAUUGGCAGCUCCCCCGGCAUUAAGGUCGCAGAGGUCCCUAUAGAUUGGCACGAGGUCGAUGGAAGCAAGCUGAAUGUCAUUCAAGACAGUAUCAAGAUGGCGGUGGGUCUCGCCGUGCUACGCGCAAGCUGGAUGAUGGGCGUGUAUAGGAGACGUCUGACAUAGGCUGCGUUUUAGCCCUCCCAGUACCUAUAGUAGAAUCGGGAAUCGAAUGGGCGUCUUGUUUUCCCCCUGUAUAUUUAUUUGCAUUCCCAAUCUGCCGCCAUACGCGUUGUGUUCUAUAUACCCCCUAAAAUAAACAUAGCGUUGCGUUACUUUGUCUUGUACCGAUUCCGAUAUCUUGCCUGACUGAAACAUGGUGAACGAAGUGUGCUGGCAUCUCUCGCUAUGAAGUAUGGUAUAGCAGGAUGAUUCGCCGGCUCAGGAUUCCUCAACUAAUAGCUACCCAUUUUGACUUUUCUUCAUCAUCCCUGCAUCAAAAGAUCACGAUAUCAGAUCUUUCGGAAACAAUGAAGUAAAUAAAGAAGAUAAUGAUGACGACCUUACUAAUAAUACCUUCCUAGCUUCGUUUACAUCAACAGUCCCCAGGGGGACUAAAUCAUGCUU
Molecule: messenger RNA, 1775 nt
Organism: Xylaria bambusicola
Lineage: Eukaryota; Fungi; Ascomycota; Sordariomycetes; Xylariales; Xylariaceae
Product: glycosyltransferase family 2 protein
Exons: 2
Coding region: 93-1334 (413 amino acids)
Cellular component (GO): endoplasmic reticulum membrane
Source: RefSeq, a predicted model, not a curated record